CUUCAGGACUAGAAACUUCCCCAAGCCUCAACUGUACCAUGGUAGAGGUAUAUGUUAAAAAGACCAUGCUUUUAACAAGGACUAUCCCCAGAGAAGAGGACAGUGAACACUGAAGAUAAUAUAAAUAUUCUGCUUGAUAAACUCUCAAAAUGGCAGCUGUUUUGGAUCAGUUUAUGGAAUUCCAUUCAGUUCAUGGAACAAAUGUGAGACUGGACCCCUCUAAGACUCAUGCCACCCGAGUAGAAAGUUUUGCAAAUGGCGUCUGCUUCAGUAAAGACCCUUUAAGCCCCGGAGAGAUCUUCCUAGUAGAGAUUGAAGAGAAAGAACUGGGUUGGUGUGGUCAUUUAAGGAUUGGACUUACUGCCCAUGACCCACGAACACUAGAAACUGUGCCAGAAUACUCUCUGCCUGAUCUUGUGGAUAUGGGAGACAGCUGGGUAUUUGCAAUAACAAGAAACCAUAAUAAAGUCAUUGAGGAUGGAGAAGCAGAAAGGGGUGAACAGCCAAAUAUUGGUGAUGAGGCAGAAAACAAGCCUAAAACAUUUUUCACAGACACUCACCUGUAUAUAGAAAACAUAGGCAUACCUAGAGACAAAUUGGUGGGACGCAGUCGACCCGGGAGGUUCAGUCACAUCCUGGAUGAUCUGUACAAAACCAACGCUCUACCCCCCACUGCCCGUCGCAGUCGGAUAGGGGUCGUCUAUGUACCUAAGGGACAAGGGUAUGCCGACAUGCACAUUAUCAUUAAUGGUGAAGACAUGGGAGCCUCUGCCAAGAGGAUCCCCACCGAUAAGCCGCUAUAUGCUGUUGUGGAUGUAUUUGCAGCUACUAAAAGUGUUCGGAUUGUCCAGGUGGAAUAUGGCUUUGCCUCAUUGCAGACACUCUGCCGAAAGACAAUUCAGAAACACAUCAUUCACAGAAUGGCUUUGGACUGGUUGGAACUUCCGGAGUUACUUAAACACUAUUGCAAAUAUGAGUGAGCAAAACCUAUUAAGACUUUAAACCUAUUCAAAGACUUUUUAAGACAGAAAGUGGUCAUAUUCUCACCAUCACCCCCCAUUUUCAACCAAAAAAGUGUAAUCUGAACAAUGUUCCUCAAGGUUUAUACAAUGUUGUUAAAACUUGCUAAUACCCAAAGGUUUACAUACACUUUACAGAAUCUGCUAAAUGUGAAUUAUUUUACCAAAAUAAAGAGGGAUCAUGCAAAAUGCAUGUUAUUUUUUUAUUUUGUACUGACCUAAAUAAGAUAUUUCACAUAAAAGAUGUUUACAUAUUGUCCACAAAAGAAAGUAAUAGUUGAAUUUAUAAAAAUGACCCUGUUCAAAAAUUUUCAUUCA
Labeo rohita (rohu) is the source of this 1337-nucleotide messenger RNA. RefSeq names its product neuralized E3 ubiquitin protein ligase 2 (gene neurl2). The record is from RefSeq and is a predicted model, not a curated record. The transcript is spliced from 3 exons. Gene Ontology annotation, biological process: intracellular signal transduction. Bases 150 to 980 code for a protein of 276 amino acids. NCBI's taxonomy places the organism in Eukaryota, Metazoa, Chordata, Actinopteri, Cypriniformes, Cyprinidae. Gene Ontology annotation, molecular function: ubiquitin protein ligase activity.